AAUGGGUAAUUAAUGAUUUGACAAUUGAUCGCUUAUUACUAAAAGAAAUAAAACAAAAUAUUGACUAUGAUUUAUUAUCAACAAAAUUAGAGUUUGGGAAUAAAACGCGAUACUUAAAAAAAGUGUAUUUUAUCGGAAACUUUUAAAUGGAGAACAGCUUAGAAAAUUUUUAAUUUAUUCUCGUAGUAAAAAUGCAUUAUUUUGUAUCCCCUGUCGAUUGUUUGGAGGUUCUACUAAACUUGCUACAGAAGGUUUAAUGGACUGGAGAAACGUUAUUAAGAUUGUAAAACAACAUGAAGUCUCUAAGGAACAUACUAACUGUCAAAUAGUAUUUUUACGUAGGAGCAAUAAUAUUGGGAGAAUAGAUAGUGAUCUCUGUAUUCAAAUAAAUAAUGAAAUAGAUUAUUGGAAAAAUGUGUUGAAACGGGUUAUUGCUAUCAUAAAAAAACUGGGAAGUCGUGGUCUUCCAUUUAGAGGUUCCGUGGAAAAAUUUGGAAGUCAAAAUAAUGGUAAUUUUAUGAUAUGUUUAGAAUUAAUAUCUGAAUUUGACCCUUUUCUAAGCAAUCAUAUAGUUCAACAUGGAAACCCGGGCAGUGGUCAUACAUCUUACCUUUCUUCUACAACAUGUGAUGAAAUAAUUACAUUAAUAACAACACAAGUUACUAAUGUAAUUAUAAAAUAAAUUAAAAGUGGAAAAUAUUUUUCGUUUGUGAUAGACUCAACUCCUGAUAUCAGCCACACAGACCAGUUAGCAUACGUUAUUCGUUACGUUAGAGACAGGGGCGGAUUGGCUAUUUUUGGCCCGGGGUGCAAAAUUAAUUAGGGGCCCCUAAUUUUUUU
Messenger RNA from Acyrthosiphon pisum (pea aphid), 840 nucleotides. RefSeq names its product zinc finger MYM-type protein 1-like. The transcript has a single exon. Lineage: Eukaryota; Metazoa; Arthropoda; Insecta; Hemiptera; Aphididae. Bases 257 to 682 code for a protein of 141 amino acids. The record is from RefSeq and is a predicted model, not a curated record.